This is a messenger RNA of Pomacea canaliculata, 4128 nucleotides long. Its product is annotated as receptor-type tyrosine-protein phosphatase epsilon-like. NCBI's taxonomy places the organism in Eukaryota, Metazoa, Mollusca, Gastropoda, Architaenioglossa, Ampullariidae. Bases 199 to 3270 code for a protein of 1023 amino acids. Gene Ontology annotation, biological process: protein dephosphorylation. Gene Ontology annotation, molecular function: protein tyrosine phosphatase activity. The transcript has 26 exons. The record is from RefSeq and is a predicted model, not a curated record.
CUUAGCAGCUUACUUACAAGGAAAUACGAGAAAAGGAUCACACGGCCACACAUUGAUGUCUCUGGUAGAAUUGUCCUACACGCUCGAUGUUACACAAAUCAACUGUCACAGCAGCUUAGAAGCAUGUCAUCGUCACUGUAGUACUUCUCAGCUCCAUGACAGUCCACGUGACACGGAAACACGUGACGACUAAUCAAGAUGGCGACACGACUGGCCGUCCUAUUGGGCCUGAUGGUGGUGCUGACGGCAGGAAAAAAUGCUUCAGUUACCAAUGCAAUGCUAACUAUUCAAAAUAAGACUGUCCUUAACGGAAGUGCAUCUCUGGCAGCAGACAAUGACAGUAAAACCUGUUUUACCCCGUACUCGGAUGAAAACGGAACUUGGUGUGUUUGGCUGCAAGAUAGUCUUCAGCCACCGCAUUUCUGUCUGACACUUGGAGGUGCAAGCGUUGCGACUAUUGGUGCAUGUGCACUUACUCAGGACAACCAUGACGUCAAGAAUGGGACCAGCCAAUGGGAGGUUUCUCUUGGAGAAAGUGUGAAUAUCAGGAGGGUUGAAGUAACCUCUACAAAUUUCCAAAAGGAAAACAUCGUUAAUUAUCAACUUCGUGUCCUCACGAACACGUCUGUAGAAAAUUGUGUUGGCAAUUUCACGGCACCAACCACAAACAUUGUCAUGGAAACGUCCCAGCAGACCUCACACCUCUGCCUCGUGAUCUACGACAACGCCCAGCCUUCCGACCUUUAUCAAGUUCGAGUUUUUGGAAUUGUUUCAGAUUGUCUGGAAGGGUAUUCCGGAAGGGUGCGUCAAUGUCCAUGCAGGUGUAACGAUACCAGAGAAAUGUGUCAAAACCGAACGGAUGUAUGUCCACAACUGAACUGUCAAAAAUGUUGUCCAGAGUCUGACAGCAACUGCAGUGACAGGGUAUAUGACGUCACCACUGGCCUGUCUAACAUCAUAACAACCAAGCUCCACAAAGCCAAAAAUCAUGCUAAAGACAAAUUUAUCGGCCCGCUGCUCGCCGCCUGCAUUUUGGUGUUGACCAUAUGUUGCCUGGUAACCGUUGUAUGGAAGCGGAGUCGAGGAAAUGUUCGCGAAGCUUUUCAGCGCAUGCGCUCUCUGCCAUCGAGGAUAAGGUCGACUAAGUUGCUGAGCAGCAUGAUGGAGGUCCACCUUGAUGACAGGGAAAGUGCCCUUUGUGCUCCCUCCUUGCCCGGGUAUGCACCCGAAACGUCCAAGACAGAGGCGCUAGAUGGCGCGACAGGCGGGCGACGAACGGUCCCAGCCCCGCACUCCAACUCGACCCCGAGUAUCGACGCGCUUGACACACUGAGUGUUACCAACAAUGAGCACAAUGAGUGUGUCAUCAGUCAGGACCUGUUGCCGUCCACUGCUGUCCACCUGCAAGACCUGCCCACCCGGGUGUCUCAGUGGAGGAGGCAGCCACAAGCUUUGAAAGAGGAAAGAGCAAAGCUGCCAACAGGACAGCUUGCAGAAUGGAAGAUAGCUCUUCUCGCCAGAAAUGUCCAGAAGUCCCGCUAUCGCGACCUCUACCCAUACGACCAUUCUCGGGUAUUGCUGAAUGUUCUUCCAGGAGACCCCCACAGUGACUUUUACAACGCUAACUAUAUCCAUGGAUACAACAAAAAGAAGGAAUUCAUCGCAGCUCAAGGCCCCACAGAAAAGACCCUCCAUGACUUCCUGAGGAUGGUGUGGGACACCAAGUGCCAAUCUAUCAUCAUGCUCACAAAGACAGUGGAAAAUGGGAAGUUCAAAUGUGCUCAGUACUGGCCAAGUGAGGACGCUCUGUCAGCAGGACGGUUGACCAUCAGGGUCAAGCGAGUCACCAGCAUGGCCGACUUCUGCAUCAGGGACCUUAUUUUUGAGCAAGGAUCUCAAUGUCGAAAGGUGAAAAUGUUCCACUUCACAACCUGGCCUGACAACUCCACCCCUACAUCUCCCUGGUCUCUGCUUGACUUCCGGCACAAGGUCCGCCAGGAGGCUCACACAGACACACCGACCAUCGUGCACUGCAGUGCUGGUAUUGGUCGCACUGGGACGUACCUAGCUCUAGACAUCCUCCUGUCACAAUCCUUGCAUGAUGACACCGUAGACGUCUUCAAAUGUGUGUGGAAUCUGAGACAGCAGCGAACAAGUAUGGUUCAGACACAGGCGCAAUACAAUUUCAUUUACGAGGUGCUAGCCGCUGCUGCCAUGACGUCAGUUCCUGUUCCGGCAGAAAAGUUCAACCUGUCCGCGGUGCUCAGAGAGGAAAAUGGAACCGUAGCCGUUCGUCAGGAAUUCCAGAACAUGAACACGUGCCUAGAGAUGCUGGGGCUGACGGUCCACGGGGAAAGUGAGGUUAGCACUGCCACAGAGCACGUGACAGACACGAGCAAGAGGUAUCAUGUUGCUGUGUACAGCGUGGACGGAGAGUACUCCACUAUCUGUACCGAUGCCUUGUGUCUGUCAAGCUACAGGCGAGAAAAUGCUUUCAUCCAGGCGCGAACCCCGACUGAAGACAGCGCCGUGGACUUUCUGUCUAUAGUGUGUCAACACCACGUCAAGCUGGUCGUCUGCUUGGACACUUUCUGGGAACAGAUACAUGGAGCGGUCUACACACCUGAAGCGGAAGGAAUGUCCUUAACCUUUGACCCCUAUCGAGUACAGCUUCUCCGUGUCCGCGCCGACGAUUGGAUGACUACCCGAAUCCUGCGCAUUUAUCUACCAAUGAAACUGGACAACAGCGAACAACAGACAGAAUGCAGUGACCCAGAAAAGGAAACAUAUCGUGACGUCAUUCAGUUGUCGUGCUUUGAUUGGCCGGAAUCGUUCCUAGCACCAGAGGCUGCGUCCAUGCUCUUGCCCAUGGUUAAGGCUGUCCGGUCUCAUCCACAGAGUCCAGCAUUGGUACACUGCAGAGACGGACACAGCAGAAGCGGUAUUUUCUGCAUUCUGUCUGCGAUCCUGGAGCGACUCCAGAUGGACAACGAGGUUGGCGUCAGCUACGUCACAGCGCGCAUGCGUGUACCAUGCCCUCAGAACAUCAUCAACGUGGAGCAGUACGAGUUCCUGUACAGAUGUGUGGAGCACCACAUCAGCUUCCAAGACCAGGAUGACACAAUGUAUUCACAGCCAACAGCCAGGGAGAAGUCCUGGGCCAUCAAGUCACGUGACUCUGUGUACGUCAACUCUCAUGUCUCCGAGGGAUUCCUGUGUUCAGAGGAUGACACCCAUAUUUAUGGAAAUGUCUCAAUUUGGCCUCAAUGAGGGUUUUCCUGACUUUAGAUGAUCGUCAGCUUCGCUCCUUUACAUGGAGACUCGUGUUUCUCUUCGAUGAAGGUUUUCUCGUCUCUGGAAAAAUGAAGUACUCCUUGUGGGAUGUCCCGAUAUGUAUAGACAGGUAUCAGUUUUUCCUUUACAAAGAUUCUCGUGUCUAUGAAAAACGUCAGUUUAUUCUAAAGUUUCCAUAAUGAGAAAUACGCGGAUACGCAUUCUUCCACAUAAACAGCACAUUUGUUGAUCUUUUUUUACAUCGUUACAACAUUUUAUGUUAAUGAGUAUUCUUGUGCCGAUUUUCUUACUGAAAUUUUAGUCCAAUUUUGUUCAAUUCUUCUAUAGUUUUUGGUUAAGAAAUUUAUUCCUAUAACUCAAUUUCAGAAGUAGAAGGAUGCUUUCACUCAAUCUUUUGAAAAUUAAACUUGCUCAAGGCGAUGUUAUACGAUUAUCUAUAAAGGUUACAUAAAUUACAGUUAUUAGAAUCCAGGACAAACAAGUCAAUCUUGGACGGUUGAUUAUUUUUUCCUUCUGUCCUCGGGUUUUGCGAGCAGGUUAAUCUUACAAAUUAGUUUUGUUUACGUCGAGUGUUGUUAAUUAGCAGGUUAAUCAAAAGCAUUGACACUUUAUUGUUUCCGCACUGCCUUGCUGCCCAUGUGUUUACAUAAACAAGAUACAAGACGUCUGCUCCUGACUGCAAGAUACAAGUAAAUAGUGAUACUAAGUUUUUUUAUUUGUCAAGUGUACAGAAAGAUGUUGUACAUAACAACCACUCAAUGUCUUACUCUGAAAUGUAUGUACUGUGACGUUUUCACGAAUGUGGUGUAAAAAAAAAUCCUUCGAGUAAACUGC